AUGAGUACAAUUGGUUAUGGACGGUCCAGCGCUCUGGAAACGUAUGUGCGUGGACAAUGGUAUAAAGUAUAUGUAACUCUGGAAGAUGAUUACCUAUGCAUUAGUUUGGAUGAAACCUAUGAAAAUUGUACACCCGUCAAUGUAUCAUUAAAUAAUAAUACAUUAGGUAAACAAAUUUUGAAUGCCAAUUUUACUAAUAUAUUUUUAUUUAUUAUUUGCUAUAAAACUAAAGUUAUGAAAUUCAAUUUAUUUAACAAAUAAUUAAUAAAUAGUUGUUGAUUUAAUUAAUAUAAAAAUGCCUUGAGUAAAUAUUAAAAUAAACAAUUAUAGUUCUAUUAUUUUUAAUGCAAAUUCUUUUCCGAAUUGUGCAAACAUUUUGAGGGUUGAGCGCCUAAUUAUUUAAUUAGUGAUUACUUGAUUUAAGUGGGAUUGACUAAGUUUUAGAGAGAAAUCAACCCUACCCAAUUAGUACUUCAUCACUUUCCUUUUCGAAAAUUUCAUCCUACUUUUAUGUUUCAGAUUCUACUGGAAGUCAUAUUGAUUGUGUUGAUGUACCAGAUUCUGUAGCUGAUGAUAGACGCAUAAUACGCCUAACAAAAAAUGAUAGUAAUGGCUUGGGCAUUUCCAUUAAAGGUGGAUGUGAAAAUAAAAUGCCUAUUCUUAUAUCUAAAAUAUUUAAAGGCAUGGCUGCAGAUCAAACUGAAAAGCUUUAUGUUGGUGAUGCUAUACUCUCUGUCAAUAAUGUAGAUUUGAGCCAAGCUACCCACGAUGAGGCAGUAAAAGCACUCAAACAAGCUGGAAAAUUGGUUGAAUUGGAAGGUUAGUUGAAGGAAAAUUACAUGCCAAUUAUGAUAUUUAUGAUAUAUAUAUAUAUAUAUAUAUGUGACGCGAACGGUUUUUGUUAUCGCGUUGGGGUAAUCGUUCAACCUAACCGGUCGACUAUCGCAGUAGUUAGCUGGCCAGUGUUCGUUCUGUGGCUGUAGUGCGAACUACUUUCUAUGUCAGAAUGUAUUUUGAUCUGAUGUAAUUAUAUUCAAAUAAAUCUACAAAUCUUACACCAAUAUUUGUACUUGUUUAUUAUUUUAAAAAUUGUUUUUUUCAUUAAUUGUAAAUAAUAUACUACCUUAAUACAAGAGUAUGUUAGAUAAAAUAUUAAAAAUAAUUCAUAUUAAUAACUUAAGGUUUUGAAAAUAAAUAUACUUCAUUAAACCAUUUAUCGAGGAAAGUAAUUUUUUUCUUUUAACACUUUAUAAAAGUACCAGAUGAUCUAUUUAAGUGUGUACACUCAUUAUCUCAGAAAGUAUUAAGUUUUUCUGAAUUUGUUUUUCAUUUUGAAAACUUAAGAAAUAAUAGUUCUAAAAUGUUACAUUAUCUUUUUUUCACCACCUUUAUUUUUGGGGAUGAAACGAUAACCUACUUUUGAUUUUCAAAUGGCAAAGUAUUAAAAAUGCUUUAAAUAAAUGGAAUAUAUGGUAGUUAAAAUAAUUGUUUUUUUUUUGGUAUUUUUGGUUUCCGUCAACCCAUUAACAAGAUAUUGUAUUGAGCUUAAAGUUUAGGGUCAAUAAAUGCAAUGUAUAUCAUACAUUAUUGUUUUGUUUUUGUAAAUCAUCAAUUAACUAUAAUACAAGUUAAAUUUUUACCUUAUUCAGAUAGCAUGAUAAAUUGAUAACAUAUUCAUGCAUACAAACCAAGCCGAUGGAUUUUGGCUGAUAGAAAGUUAUGUAAAAUGAACACUAAUGGUUUUGGACUACAUUCCAAGUCCAAUUCCUAAAAUAAAAUCAAAAUAAAUAUUAGUUGUGUAAUAUAUUAAAACAAUUUGGAAGACAAUUUUAUUUUAUUAUUUGGAAUAUAUUGAUAAUACAAUAAAAAAUUAAUAUAUAACAUUUUAACAUUUAUAAUAUAAUAAAAUUAUUUUGUCACCAAAAUGAUUUCAAUUAAACGUAAAACAAUACUUAUGCUUAAUUAUGGUAUUUAAGAAUAAGAUAAUUGUAUUGACGAACAAAAAAAUGUCAUUCAAUUUUUAACAUUAGUUUAUCUAAAAUUGUGAUAGGGUUAUUAUUAAAUAAUUCCUGCAUUCUCUAUAAAACAAUAUACUUCAAUCAAUUUUAAUUUAUGUUAGAGCUCAGUAAUUUGUACUUCUUGAAGUUAAUGGUUAAAUAAAUCAAUAUUUAAAAACAGUAUUUAUUUUAAUUUUAUCUCACAGGUUUAAGUUAUUGUUAAUUAUAAAAAUUAAAUACUUACUAUUUCAAUGCUAUCGCCAAAAUCUAACCAAAGUAAUCUGUUAUCCACUUGGGUAGUAGAACAGCGCAUGACAUUUUAAUAAUGCAGCAUUACUCUUUUCAAGCUUAAACUUAAAAGAGAAAUAUCUUGUUAAUGAAUUGACGAAAGCCUAAAAUUUCAACAGUAAAAAUGAUAAUUCAAAAUAUUAGAACUACACAUUUGUUUUUCUUAAGUUUAAAAUAAAUUCUAAAAAAGUUAAUACUUUCUGAAAUACUGAGUUUUUUCAGUUGAAUGAAUCACCCUGUAUAUUAUUAUUAUGAAUUACAAUUAAAAAAAUUUCAAAUUUAACAUAUUAUUUUAAAAUUGUAUGUAUACAAAUUAUGUAUUUUGUAUAAUAAAAUUAUUAAUUUUAUGAAUGGUUUCGUUCAAGGUAGUAUGAAUUUCAAGUACAAAUGCAUUGUUGUAGUAAUUUAGUUUUUAUUGUUUCAGUUAAAUAUUUACGGGAAGUGACUCCAUAUUUUAGAAAAGCGACUAUUAUAUCUGAAGUAGGAUGGGAAUUACAACGAGGAUUUUUAUCAUUAAACCCGCCUAUUCAUCGCUCUCCACAAAAAUCUGAUACUCGGUAUUUACCAUUACAACUUUGUUGUUUAACACGAAAUUAUAAGCAUCCUGAUCCUGGUAUUUUAUAAAUUAUAAUUUGAUUUUUUCUCAUCACUUACAAUAUUUAUAUACAUUUCAGAGAAUAAAACAAUUGAAUUACAUUCACCAGAUGGUAUACAUUCUUGUAUAUUAAGAACUCAAGAAGUCAAUGAAGCAAUUUGUUGGUUUAAUACUAUUCAUGGUGCUUUAAAUGUUUUAUGUUUAAAAGCAUUACACGAUGCAAAUAAAGUGUUAUUAAAUGUUAUGCCUGUACUUGGCCAACUUCAUCAUAUUGGAUGGUUGUUUAGAAUCAAUAAAAAUGAGGUUAAUUAAUUUUAUACAUAUCCACGUAAAUGAGUUGUACAUUAUUUAAUAAUAACUUAAAUACACUUUUGUUGUAUACAAUUAAUUUCAUAAAAUUUAAUAAAUCUCACUUGAACUUUCACAAAUUUUGAUUUAAAUAUUGACUCAAUGUUUAAUAAAUAUAAUGAAUUCCUACUUCUUCAACAUUUUUUUUUGGAAUGUUUCCUGUCAAUAUUUAGUGUAUUUAAAUAAUAACUAUUUAUUUUGUUUUUAGAAUGGUUAUAUGUGUAGCUUAAAUUCAGAAGAAGAAUUUACAGUUAAUGACAAAUGGCAAUCUGUAUUUGGAGUAAUUACUAGCAAAGAAUUGCGAUUAUACGAAGUGGCUCCUUGGAGUCCAGAUGCAUGGUCUGCUCCUCUGUUUGUUUGUUCAUUGUUAUCCACAAGGCUGAUGAGUUCAUCUCGUAAAUCUGAUUUAAUCACAUUUAGUAUAAGAUGUGGAACUGAAGAAGGCAUCAUAACUCACCGACUUAAAGUUGAUACUCAAAGAGACCUUGCUAGCUGGGCACGAGCCAUAAUUCAAGGUUGCCAUAAUUCUGUUGCAAAUAGAAGAGAAGUAAAUUGCCGUAAGUAUUAGUGUAUCUAAAUUUAUAUUUCAUUAAUAUAUACAAUUAUUACCUAUAUUUCAAAUUAUUAUUUUGUAUUACUAUUCAUUUUAUCUACAAUAAAAUAAAAUUGGUUUUUAGGAUGUUUAUGGCACGGAAAGCCAGCACAAUUAUCAAUUCACUAUGAAAAUGGGUUUACACUUCUUGAGUCAACAACUGGAUCUGUAGGACGUGAACCUAAGAAACUAUGGAGUUAUCCUUUUGAAAAGUUAAAACUGUCUUCAGACGAUAAUAACAGAUUACUUUGGUUAGAUUUUGGCGAUAGCAUUGAAAUAGUAAGUAUUUAAUUUUUAUAAUUAACAAUAACUUAAACCUGUGAGAUAAAAUUAAAAUAAAUACUGUUUUUAAAUAUUGAUUUAUUUAACCAUUAACUUCAAGAAGUACAAAUUACUGAGCUCUAACAUAAAUUAAAAUUGAUUGAAGUAUAUUGUUUUAUAGAGAAUGCAGGAAUUAUUUAAUAACCCUAUCACAAUUUUAGAUAAACUAAUGUUAAAAAUUGAAUGACAUUUUUUUGUUCGUCAAUACAAUNAAUAAUAAAAUAAAAUUGUCUUCCAAAUUGUUUUAAUAUAUUACACAACUAAUAUUUAUUUUGAUUUUAUUUUAGGAAUUGGACUUGGAAUGUAGUCCAAAACCAUUAGUGUUCAUUUUACAUAACUUUCUAUCAGCCAAAAUCCAUCGGCUUGGUUUGUAUGCAUGA
Molecule: messenger RNA, 4521 nt
Organism: Cinara cedri
Lineage: Eukaryota; Metazoa; Arthropoda; Insecta; Hemiptera; Aphididae
Source: the annotation of a GenBank genome assembly